Molecule: messenger RNA, 600 nt
Organism: Molossus molossus (Pallas's mastiff bat)
Lineage: Eukaryota; Metazoa; Chordata; Mammalia; Chiroptera; Molossidae
Product: zinc finger protein 227-like
Exons: 5
Coding region: 143-475 (110 amino acids)
Biological process (GO): regulation of DNA-templated transcription
Source: RefSeq, a predicted model, not a curated record
CUCUGAGAGGGAGGAGCUCCAGCCCUCGCGUCGCUGGGAGAUUCUGGAGAGUGCGGGACUCAAUACCGGCCCGGAGGCUUUGGGAAGUGGAUUCAUUGCUCUCAUUCCUACUAGAGUACUUCUGCCUGAACUGGGAUGACCCAUGAACAUGAGCAGCUGUCAGGACUCUGUGUUUCCCCAGGAGGACCAGGAGAAUAUGACUAAGUGUCAGGAGCUGGUGACCUUCAAGGAUGUGGCUGUGGUCUUCACCAAGGAGGAGCUGGGGCUGUUGGACCUGUCCCAGAGGAAACUGUACCAAGACGUGAUGCUGGAGAACUUCAGGAACCUGGUCUCAGUGGGCAUGAAAAAGCCAAUGACAAAGCCAGUGUGGUGGACCAAUGAAAUAUUUUUAUCUCUGAACAGACAUUUAUUUGUCCUCAUUUUCAUCUCUGAAUUCUCCUUAUCCUUCCAGGACAUUGGAAUCAAAAUGAGAUAGAGACUCUUCAAAAAAUUGAAGAGUCUUUAAAAAUAUACCUUUUUCAUGAAGACCUUGUGUGCUGGCAAAUAUGGGAACAAGUUAUAAGUAAGUUAACCAGAAAUCCAGACUUGAUAAUGAAUCUG